Messenger RNA from Owenia fusiformis, 1352 nucleotides. The record is from the annotation of a GenBank genome assembly. Lineage: Eukaryota; Metazoa; Annelida; Polychaeta; Sabellida; Oweniidae.
GGCCGUUUGGUGAAUGACUUUAAGUGUUAUAUAAACUGAAAUCGCUGCCAUGCACAAGCAGAACUCGACUGCGAUAUCAUCGUCUCGGUAAACGACUUGUUGGAACAAUGGAGCUCAAGGUAUUUCUGAUAGUAAUGCUUGUUACGCUUGCAGUAAACGUGGAAGCGAAGAAAAGGAAAAGAAAAUCUCCGACAUGCAAGAAAACGGACAUCGAAAUCAUGGUGACGAAACUUAACGAGUUGAAGACUGAAACCCAAAAUUGCUGCGCAGGAAAUGGAGGAGAUGUCCCUGACAUAGCAGAAAUGAAGGACGAUGUGACACAGUCCAAGGCGACAAUUGAGGAGGUUAAGGCGGAUGUUGACGAGAUAACUGGUGGUAUAUCUACGAUAAAAGAUAUUUUGGAAAAAAUGCGGAGUUCAGAAUGUGAAUCACGAGAUGAAUGCGUUGGUGAGUUUUUGGUUUCUGGACCAAAUCACAGAGUCGCAGACAAUACGUUGAUAGCCUCGACUGUAUGGGAUCGUUACCAUGGACCAAGUAGGGCAAGACUUGGCACACAAGAACUGAAUCCUUACAAGGGAGCAUGGUCUUCGGCAAUAAAAGUGAAUCAAUGGAUACAAGCAGAUCUGGGAAAAUUGAUGCAAGUGAAUGGUGUUGUUACACAGGGUAGAGACGGGGCAUACCAGUGGGUGACGUCCUACAAAGUUUCCUACAGCGAAGAUGGCAGUUCAUUUAAGAAAAUCGAGAAGGAUGGGAACCAGGUCUUCAAAGGGAACAAUGACAGGUAUACCCCCGUCCUCAACUCGUUUAAGCCUGUGCAAGCACGGUACAUCCGCAUCCAUCCCGUGACAUGGAAUGAGCAUCCUUCCUUGCGAUUUGAUGUCACCGGAUGCUAUAAUUAACAGUCGUUAUAUUCCACUGUUCAGUCAUGAGAUUCCUUCCGACCUUCUCCCGAUUAUAGUACAUCCCGAUUAUCACCAUCAUAUGGGCCAUCCGUCUUUGCGAUUUGAUAUUACUGGAUGGAAACAAUUAACUGUUCAGUCAUGAGAUUUCUUCCGACCUUCUCCAGAUUAUGGUAUAUCAAUCAAAAUGACAAAGAGCAGCAAUUGAUAUUUCUCCACAUGGUUGUUUAGUGUUUGGAAUCAUCUCUACAAGACGUUAUAUUUGGAUAGGACAUUUGACUAUUGUCGUUGCAUCAUUUUGAAAACAAUACAAAUGGCCAUAAAGGAACGAGCCUUGAUAGUUUUCUGCUCAUUUGAGUUAACAAAUGAAAUUAUUCAAAUGGGAAAAAUUAUUACUAGUCACUCUUUUAAUUGUAACUUUAAAUGAAGGAAUACAAUGAUGUGGAAUAAAAC